AUGGUUGCCCAGGAUGAUUUACCCGACUUUCCCACCCCAAUUGUCAUUGACGACAACCGAGGCCGCUCUAAAUGGACCGUUUCCAUCCCCAGAAACUACCAUUUCCCUCUUUCUAUGGAAGAUUACUCGGAAAUGAUGGGGCACUGUCGCGAGGCUGCCAUUCGCCAAACUUCCGAUUCUGAGACCACCAACAGCCAAGCACCACUGAAAAGUCGUGGCCGCAAUCACUUUGUUGAUGUUGCUGAGGCAGAAAAGACGCAUCUUCUCCCAUCAUCGGAUAUUUUGCCGUCCAAGCGUUUGCGUACUGGCAAUUUCGUUGGGCUGACAGAUGUUGACCAUCUGCCGGUCUGCCAGAGCUCCAUGACCUACGUUCUAGAAAGCACAAACGCCGGCAUUGGCCACGCCCUUAUGUCUAUGUGGACAUCAUACGGAAUUGCCCGGGAACUUGGAAAAUCAUUCUUCAUAGAUGACUCCCGCUGGGCUUACGGCUUGUAUACCGACAUCUUCCAAGCACCUCCUGUACCCAAGUGCCAGCCGGCCCUACGCCACCAGAUUUUGCCCUGCCCUGCUGAGGCCAGGCACCUGGUUGUCUCAAACACCAAUGCCAAAGAAAUUCUCUCUGCAUUAGUGAGCAAAAUUGAGUUGGAUCACAAGAUUGGUGAGACCCAGCAGCUCUUCAAUCUGGCCCGGGCUGGCUACUUGGCUAUGUUCAAGCUAAACAAGGGCGACGAAAGUUACACUGACAAGCGCAUUCACGAAAUCCUGAGCAAGGCCGAGGCUCAUGCGACAACGACCACCAGAUCCCCCGUUAUCGGCCUUCACAUUCGCCAUGGCGACAGACAUCCUCUAGAGUUCCAGUACAAGGAUACCUAUAUUCCUGCCGAGGUCUACUUGGGCAAGGUGCACAGACUCAUUGAUGAGCACUACAACGAGACUGCUGGCAUCGACUACGAAGGUGACCGCAACUCCGUCAUCAUGCUUGCAUCUGAUGAUCCCAAUACGUACCAGGAAGACGAACUGUCUAGCCUUGUACCCGCGCAGGAUCGAAUUCAGCUGGCUUCCAAGGAUAAUAUCGAGGACGCGAAUAACGAUCCGCGCGUGCUACAUCAUUUCGUCGAAGACACUUUCGGUUGGGAAGGCGGCUUUUAUGCUCCUAUUUUCUGGCACCUGGGUUCCGAGGCCAAGGAUAACUCUGCCAACGCACCGGCCGCGUCUCCCUAUCUGUCGGAAACCCAAGUUGUCUCCAAGAUGAGGCCGUCCCAGCAGACACUCAAACUCCGCAGCCUUCUCGGGCGCGCCUAUAUGAUGGACCUUGCCGUCCUUUCCGGAGCCGGUGACAAGGUUGUCUGCGCUGUCAGUGCUAUGGGCUGCAGAAUUCUUGGGGUCAUGAAGGGAUGGGACGGUAUCGAGGCCGGUACAUGGAUCAACGUGGACGGCAACCAUGGGUGGCGAGGCCUUGACCUCUAA
Molecule: messenger RNA, 1467 nt
Organism: Cordyceps fumosorosea ARSEF 2679
Lineage: Eukaryota; Fungi; Ascomycota; Sordariomycetes; Hypocreales; Cordycipitaceae
Exons: 1
Coding region: 1-1467 (488 amino acids)
Biological process (GO): protein N-linked glycosylation
Molecular function (GO): alpha-(1->6)-fucosyltransferase activity
Source: RefSeq, a predicted model, not a curated record